Molecule: messenger RNA, 644 nt
Organism: Camelina sativa (false flax)
Lineage: Eukaryota; Viridiplantae; Streptophyta; Magnoliopsida; Brassicales; Brassicaceae
Source: RefSeq, a predicted model, not a curated record
GAUCUCUUCUUUCCUCGACAAUUCUCUCUCCGAGAUGGCUCGCAUCGGGAAACCAACCGCCAGAGACUCAACAACCGUAAAGGUCGAUGAAACAACCGCGUCUUGCGCGAUUUGUUGCUUGGCCAAGAAUAGAGAGUUCACUCCAGUGGACAUCAUGCCUGGAGGCUCGAUGAAGAUCAUGAGAGAGACGCCUACGUCGGCGAUUGUAAGGUUCAAAGCGGGGAGUGUAGAACCAGCGCAUCACCACACAUUCGGCCAUGACCUUUUAGUCAUCAAGGGGAAGAAGACUGUGUGGAAUCUAAGCAAGAAGGAGAGAGCUGAUCUCGUUGACGCCGAUUACCUAUUCACUCCGGCAGGUGAUGUUCACCGAGUCAAGUAUCAUGAAGACACUGAGUUCUUUAUCACUUGGGAUGGCCAUUGGGACAUUUUCCUUGACGAAGACCUCGAAACUGCAAAGAAAGCCAUCGAAGAAGAAGCUUAAAGGUGAAAAUCUUUGCCUCUGUUGUUGUGUUCCAAUGUGUAACCUUUGUGUUCUCUCUUGUUUCGAAUGUUGUAACUUUGUAAGAAUGUUUGUUUUCAAAAGAUUUGUGUCAUAAUACAAAUGCUUCUCUUAUGAACACGAUAUAAAGAAGGGUUACUACAUA